Molecule: messenger RNA, 1302 nt
Organism: Penicillium cataractarum
Lineage: Eukaryota; Fungi; Ascomycota; Eurotiomycetes; Eurotiales; Aspergillaceae
Product: metal-dependent hydrolase family protein
Exons: 1
Coding region: 1-1302 (433 amino acids)
Molecular function (GO): hydrolase activity, acting on carbon-nitrogen (but not peptide) bonds
Source: RefSeq, a predicted model, not a curated record
AUGGAUCUUUCUCGAGUCAUCAAGCCUUGGAAACUGGAGCCUCCGAAGACUUUGGUCUUUGUGAACGCGACUAUCAUUGACCCCGUUGAAGGACAAUUAAUUCCCAAUGCCACCGUCAGGAUAUCCGGAGGGAAGAUCGCUCAAAUUGACACCACUGGCUCCGAGACAGUAAAGGAGGGUGUCGACAACUCCGACAUCAUCGACCUUAGUGGAAAGUAUCUAUGUCCUGGCCUGAUCGACUGCCAUGUGCAUAUUGCUGUGACCCCAGGCGAAGCCGACUUGCGAGCAUACAACGAUAUGACGGAGCGAAUUAGUCUGCUCCGACAGCCACACGUCCUCAAGACUAUGCUUGAGCGCGGAUUCACCUCAAUCCGCGACUGCGGUGGCGCGAGCCUUGCCAUGAAGGAGGCUAUUGAGGAAGGAGUCGUACCCGGCCCUCGCCUUUUCAUCGCUGGCUUUGCACUCUCUCAGACUGGAGGCCACGGAGACAUGAGGGCGCGCCAUGACGAUAAACUCUGCUGCGGUGGUUCAAUCUCCGGUAUUAGCAGGAUUGUCGAUGGACCAGCCGAGUGCUACAAAUUCGCACGCGACGAGCUUCGACAGGGUGCGGAUUUCAUCAAGAUCAUGGGUGGAGGCGGUGUCGCAAGCCCGACCGACCGAAUUGAACAUGUGCAGUUCUCAGAUGAGGAGAUCAAGGCCAUUGUCACUGUUGCGAACAAUGCGGGCACAUACGUGACCAGCCACAGUUAUACGCCCCAGGCCAUUCAGCAGGCUAUUAAUCUGGGUGUUCGCGGCAUUGAGCACGGCAACCUCAUCGAUUUGGAGACGGCCCAGCUGAUGGCCGAGAAGAAGGCAUUCUUGACGCCAACCCUCAUUGCCCACGUUAUGUCGAAGCAGAUGAACUUCCUGCCACCGGAUGGCGCGGCCAAGAACGACGAAGUUCUUGAAAAGGGACUCAGAGCGAUGAAAAUGGCCGUUGAUGUUGGAGUCACUGUCUGCUUCGGCACUGAUCUCUUGGGUCCGAUGCACUUUGCUCAGAGCAAGGAGUUCACCGUCCGUAGCAAGGUUCUGACCCCGAUCCAAAUUUUGCGGAGCGCGACUACCAAUGCCGCUCGUCUUCUCAUGCAGGAGGAUCGACUCGGUCAGGUUCGGGAAGGCUUUGCCUCUGAUCUGCUGAUCUUGAAUGCCAAUCCAUUGGAGGAUAUCACAAUUCUGGACCGAAGUGAGCAAAGUAUUCUGGGUGUUGUGAAGGAUGGAAGAGUUAUGACCUCGCGAUGGGGCAAAUUGAGAGCGGACGCUUGA